Molecule: messenger RNA, 1012 nt
Organism: Vicia villosa (hairy vetch)
Lineage: Eukaryota; Viridiplantae; Streptophyta; Magnoliopsida; Fabales; Fabaceae
Exons: 4
Coding region: 63-806 (247 amino acids)
Molecular function (GO): DNA-binding transcription factor activity
Source: RefSeq, a predicted model, not a curated record
CAAUCACUGUAAAGAUAUUUUGUUUUUGUAUAUAGCUUGUUCACAUUAGACGCAGUAUACAUAUGGGUUUUCUGGAUUAUGACAAGACCAGUUAUACUUCAAACAUCACUUCCUGUUCUUCAAAAUCUGGUGAGAAGAAUGCUAGUAAUGAAAAUGGUUUUGGAAUUCCAGCCUCAGAUCAUUACAGAUGGAAUCCUGAACUGCCGAGCUGCAAUUCUUCCUUGCAUCUUUCUGAAAGCCACCUAUCGCAGCUCUCCGCGUCAAUGGAAAAUCAUUUGGGGCCAUCUGAUAAUGAAGUUCAGUCUACAAAAGAUUUCACUAAGUUUUUAGUUCACAUUACGGGUGAAGAUUUCUGUGGUAGUACCCUCAAAAUGGAGAGUAAACAGUUGGAUCCUCCAAACAUGAAAAGGAAGAGAAAAGGUCAGAUUGAUCUAGGUGCUUCUUGUUCAAAACAUGAGAAGGAAGAGGAAAGUGCUGAUUUCUGUCAGAGUACCCUCAGAAAGAAGAGGAAAAUCCACAAAUCAGGUCACUGUCAAUGUAAAAAAGCAAGCUGCCUGAGGAAAUAUUGUGAAUGUUUUAAGGGUGGUGUUGGUUGCUCGCUAAGUUGUAAGUGUCAAGGAUGCAAGAAUAUAUAUGGUAGAAACGAUACGGAGGCGGAAACAAAAUCAGAGCUUGAAGAAACAGAAGCAUUACAUAUUUUCAGACCAUUGGAAAGAUGUAGUGCUAAAUUGUUUGGCAGCCAAAAUAAAGAGUUCGUGGAAUCAAUUGCUACUGGAUCAGUCUAUUCAUAUGAAAAUAUACAAUGAAGCCACAUGCAGUUACAACUUUAACAGAAUGAUAUUUUGUAUAGACUUAAAAGCAGUUCAUACUCAUAACAGUUUCCACAAUUUAACUGGAAAUCCACAAGGAAAGAUAUAUAAAUGCACUUUACUAGAGCUAAAAUUUUUUGUCGCAAGUUGGCUGAAAUUAUGUGUAACUAGAAAUUGACAGGGUAUAAUUUAUAUAUAUUGGA